GUUCUACUUCCGGCGCACAUGUUCGACGGACGCACGUGGAGACGGGUGAUAUUUUUCGGCGAAAAUGGAGUCCUUGGACCGGGUGGUGUAAGUACAGUUGUUUCGAAGCGUUGCGAAGUUUGUGCCCGUAAUAGUGUGGCACUAUUUGAGGUCGUGAAGAAAAUGUUUAAUUGCCCCUAUAGGUUUGGCAGAUAUACAGCCUUAGGCUGGUCAGGUCCAGUCCUAAGUAAAACCCAGUGAGCUCGAUGGGAUUUACUUCCAAGGUUUGUGUCUUUUUAUGGCAUAAGCGCUCGCGGACUUACUUAAGCGCGGGAAGCACUUUCCUCAUUCCGCGGAUGCAGAAAUCAAGACAUCAUGCUACUGAAUGACCAUGGCUAUAGUUUGAACUGCAGGCUUUACAGGUGUUAUGACAACGUCCUUUUGUAUAUGGAAAGCCAAAUAAGCCAUUGCUCUACUACUCCUUUGCUUAGGUGUAGAGCAAUGAAAUGUCUGGUACUCUGCAGCUAAGCUGCUUUAUCUGUCAAGAAGCGUAUUGUAAUUAUAAAGGCUUAUAAAAAAAAUGGAGUGCACAGUGUAUUGAGCAAUCCUGUUCAGAUUUCAGAUAAGAGAGCCCAUUUCAUUAGUGGUUUUAAUGGGCGGAUCCACCUCUGUGUGUAUAUAAAGAAUUUCUUGUAGGCAGUGUGACCCCAGAGUCAUAAAAUGCAAGGAUGACAAUCUGACAUUUCUGCAUAAACGUUCUUCUCGCGUCAGUCCAUCUAUCCCUAGGGAAUUUUGAUUGCAUACUAACUCGUGUUCAGAUGACUCCAGAUUUGACCAGAUCUUUAUUCGGCUACAUUUCAAGCCGUGUCAAUAUUCUUAUUCUUGGAAGGCUUGGUAACAAUGCUGAAAUGAGGAAUUGUUUUAUUUGGUUGUCAAAGCAUUGGACUUUGAGCCAGGGUGUAACCUAGACACAUAUAAAAACCAUUCUGAAAAUGCUUUUUUUAAAAAAGCGUUUUAAAAAAUACAUUGAAUUUUCCAUAAGGCUCACCAGCUAGUGUCACAUUGUAUAUUGCACUUAAAACAGACUUUAAAAGUUUUAUUUGCAGCUAUAUAGCUGAGUCACAGGUAAUUAUGUGUGCUUGGGUGUGUGAGGUGUAGUUGGGGUGAAAGGACAGCGUGAGGGAAUUGUGCCUUUGAAACUCCCUGUUCCUUUGAAAGAGCACAACUCCUUUAACGUUCGUGUUUAGAUCCUAAUAUCCAGAACUAUAUUAUCAAUCUGAAGUUAAUAUUCCACUUUGAAAACUUCAAACUCUUCAAAACACUAUUUGUGCUGACUUUAAAGUAUAAAAGCAUCUUAAUAAAGCUUGAUAUUUCAACCUAUAAAGAUUUAGAUUCUCAUGCAGAGGCAGCACAUUGUUACUGUGGCAUUACUGACAAACCAGCUGAAACAUCAACAGAAUAGUAAUGUUAAUCUAUUUUAAACAAAAAUUUGUUGUGACAUGUCUGUAUCAGUAUCUUGACUGAUGCUGCAACUUAGCUCUAACGUGCCCAACAAUUCCUUGCUUUUUUCUUAAUCUAAUCAUUUUUUUCUAUGGCUUUUCAGAUUGUAGUAAAACUUGCAGCCCAAAUACAGCCAUGAUUAAUUAGAACUAAGAUCCAUGGAUUUCAGUAUGGUUUCCUUGCAGCUAAAUAUGUUUAAAACUACAAUGGAGUAACAUUUUUAAUGAGGUGGCUUCAGCUGAUAUGUUUCUGUUUUGGUAUUGAACUGGAUAGAGGAAACCUCAGAGGCAGCAACUGCAUUAACUACCCAUCACCAAAGUACUAUGUACACUUGCUUGGAAAUAAAGCUUGGUGAAUUGAGUAAAUAUGCAUAUGGAGUUCCAUAUUCUUCUUUUUUUGCUCCUUACUAAUAUGUGAUCAUUUAUAUUGACUUCUUUGAAGACUAGUACAGCUUUUUUCUCCAUACAUUAAAAAGCAACAGCUGUUUAACAGUGUCAGACUAGGAUCUGGGAGACCAGGGUUCAAAUCCCCAGUUAUCCAUGAUGCUCAGUUGGUGACCUUGGGAUAGUCACUUUCUCAAACUAACCUACAUCAUAGGAUUGUUGUGAGAAUAAAAUGGGGAAAGGAGGAAGAACUAUGUAUAUUGCCUUUAGCUCCUUGGAGGAAAGGUAAGUAAGUAAGUAAGUAAAUAAAUACAGUAAUAACUAAAUAUUAAGUAUAUUUAAUAGAGAACACAAAAUUAUGGGCGGUAUUCAACUAAUUUGUUGGGCUAGUGCAACAGGACUUCACCAUCCCUCCCCUCAUGCAUGCCCCAUGUCAUGCCCAGAUCUGCUCUGGAGGGUUGGGGCAAUCCCAAUAUGAGGCAUGCUAAGGGGAGGAUAUGGCAAGACGGUUUUGCCAUGCAAGAACAAUCCUUGCAUUGAUGGGACCUUGGGCUAUGUUGAACCCAGUUUCUUUAUAGAUGUGCUCAAAUACUUUUUGAGAGCUGACUCUGUGUCUUAUAAAUUCCCAUGGCAGAAAGCCCAAAACUAAGAGGGCCAAAAGGUUUCUUGAGAAGAGAGAGCCAAAGCUCACAGAAAACACAAAGAAUGCAAUGCUAAUAAAAGGUGGAAAUGCAACUGCAACAAUAACUGACGUGCUCAAAGAUAUUGUAAGUAUGAUUGGAAUUUGUGUGUGUGAAAUAAUGGCUAGUGUUCUGGGUUGUGUGGGAAUGUGACUUGGAGAAUACAUACUGGGCAUUAUCUUUUAAGUGAAGUCCUCCAAGCGCUAGAUUCCAAAUGGCCUUACUUCAGUUGUAUUAUUAAUGUAUGCUUAAUCUCUGCCAAUUCCAAAAAUUGUUGCAGAACACUUGGGGUAUGCAGCCCAAAAAAUUCUUUUUGGAAUAUUGAUUCUAAACCCAAAUCGACAGCACCUGGAAUUAUUGAUUGUUAGUAUAUUUGAAGGAUUUCUGAAGCUGCUCUUUCCAAGUGAUCCUCUUCUGCUUCCCCCCAUUUUACUCUCCUGAUGAAUCUAUAUUUACUUCAUUCAUUUGGAGGUCUCAGGGUGGUUUAUAGCAGUAUAGCUACUGCAAUAGAAAGGGGCCAUAUAUUUGGACCAAGGAGAAAAAUAAUAUUGUAAUGAAGAGAGAAGAAAGUCCUUUUAAAAUUUUUAAAAUUUUUAAUUUAUUUUUAUUAAAUAUUUUCUUGAUUUACAAAAGUACAUGCCUUGUCUCUUUUUUCAGGUUUUACAGUCUUUCUUACAAAUCAUUUACAUUUGUUGUGAGACCUUAGUGUUGAGUACAGUAUAAGGCUGGGGAAGAAGAUGGGGGAGAGGAGGGGUGGUGUGGUGAGGUUUAUAUUCUUUUAUAUAGUGUACGUGUGGGGUUUUGUAUCAACAUCAACCGGGUAGGUUCUAUUUCUAUUUGUUUAUUGCAUUUCCUUGAAAGUGAGAGGUAUGGGGGGGCAGGGUGUGGUUGCAGAGCUCCCUGAUGGAUUGAUCCAUUAUCAGAAAGCUGUUGGGAAGCACAGUACACAGUGAAAUCCUUCAGGCAUUCCUUAAUCUGUUUUAUCUGUUCAGACAAGCACUCCCCCCCUUCUGUUUAAAGUGAUUUGUCAUAGAGUGGUUCAACGUUAAAAUGCUGUCUCUAACUUCUAUUUCUUUUUGUAGUAUGCACUGAAAAAGCCUUUUGCUGUACUAUAUAAAAAGUAAGUGUUUUCCCCAUUUAAUCUGAUAUGAACAUGUAUGGCAUUUAGCAUAUUUUAAGAGCAGCUAAUACAUGCAUGCAUGCAUACAUACGUGUGUGUGUGUGUGUGUGUGCAGUAUUCAGCAGUGUUAGAAACUCGAACGGUAUGUCUUGGUGCCAUUUCCCCCCACUUUAUAUUUUAAAGAAAAAAAUCUCAAAGUGGUUUACAACACAUGAAAACUUCAAAUAAAACACUCCAGAAUAAAACAAAUUCAAGCUUCAACAAAAAUAUUUCAGAUCCUUCUCUAAGUAAUAGUUUGCUUUCCCCGCAUUGAUUCAACUACUUAAUUUAUAGAGCUGCCCCAUAGCAGAAAUACUCUAGGAAGCCAGUGUGGUGUAGUGGUAAGUGUCAAACUAGAACCUGGGAGGUCAGGGUUCAAAUCCCCACUCAGUCAUGAAGCUCAUUGGGUUACUUUGGACCAGUCACUGCCUCUUAACCUCCCCUUUGGUUAAUGCAAGAAGUUAAGGAAGAACUGCUUAAAUGUGGCCUGAACUUAACCUAUCAGAUUCACGGGUAAAGUAUGUUGUGAUGCCUUCAAAAAGGGCUAGAUAUAUUUAUAAAAAUUGAAUCAGGAAUUAUAAACUGAUCAAAUGGAGCCCCUAUCUACAGAAACAGAUGUUGGGGGACAACCACCUUAUUUGGUUAGUGUGUUGGACUCGAAUAGGCAUGGCUAAACUUGGCCCUUCAGCUGUUUUGGGACUACAACUCCCAUCAUCCCUAGGUAACUGGACCAGUGGUCAGAGAUGAUGGGAAUUGUAGUCUCAAAACAUCUGGCUGGCCAAGUUUGGCCAUGCCUGGACUAGAACAAGGGAGAUGCAUUAGCUGACCUUGGCCAGUUGCUAAUUCACUAUCUCAGCUUAGCCUAUCUCAUAGGGUUGUGUGAAGAUACAAGUUGGAAACCGUGCCAAUGGCAGGUUUACGAGGGCUCUAGGGCAAGACCUCUUCCUCUGUGGGUCUGUUUCCUCUUCCCAUUAUCAUUAGAUGCUCCGUGUCGUCCUUGUCAUAGCUAUCAUCUGCUUGCAUGCCAGGCAGAGAGCCAGUGGCAGGUACUGCUCCUCACCACCACCACCACCACCACCACCUGGGGUAGAGUGAGAUGCAGAGAAGGAGGUGGGAUAUGCAGGUUGCAAUGUUGAAGAGGAGGAGCAGGUUGUCUGUGGUCCCCUGUUGGGAUGUGGGCCCUUGGCAGAUUCCCAUUCAGGCAGGUCUUUGAGUAGAAAGAAUUACACUGCCCUUGGAAGAAAGGUGGAAUGUAAACAGAGUAAAUAAGAGCAUUUGAUUGAUCCAUGAAAGAGUUGAUAUGAUAUAUUGCAUGGGCCUUUGCAGUGCUGCAGCCUUCCUUCAGGGUGUUCUGGACCAAGAUUCCCAGUAAGGAGUGCCAAUGGUCACGAAUAAUGGGAGCUGAAGUCAAAAUAAUUGGAAUGCACCUAGUUGGGGGAAGGUUACUGUACCACACUAAAUUUAAGUGGUGAUGAAGCUCCUGAACUGAUAAAAGAGAGCAAGAGUCUUUCGACACAGUGUGCCUAAAACUUCAAAGUCAAUCUUGUCAUGCCACAUAUCCAAGAGCCAAAAAAUUUAAACCUUUCUGUUCUCUCUAGAAAAAAUAUUGCAAGACCAUUUGAAGAUCAAACCUCGCUGGUAAGUAUACAAAACUUAUAUGUCCAAUCGGAACAAAUGGGCUGUCUUCAUUGCAUGGCUCUAAACAACAAAAUAAAGAUGGAUUCAGAGGAGACGGAUAUGCUGUGCUAGUAUAUGGAUCCACUUCAUUUUGAUUUUCGUAAAACAAACACUGCAAUCUUUUUCUUCCUGGCACAGUAAUUCUCUUAGCAGUAAUUCUUGGCUUCUAGGCAGAACUUGUUGAGGAGGAGACAGAGGAUCCUUUAUGUUUAAAUUCAUUAAUAGCUGUGUUUGAUUCUGAAAUAUUCAAAUAAGCAGCUUCCAUUCUGUAUUGUGACUUGGGAAACAUGACCUAUUGUGAGAAGUUUGUGAAAUGAGAAUAUUGUUGCCAUAGAAUCAACCUGAAUGAGGGCUGCAUGGUAUUCUCAAGGCAGUGAUGGGUAAAACAGGAGCAAUGUGCAACUCCAUUCUGUUUUAUACCUUGGUCUAUCUCAAAAACUCAAGCAGAUAGUAAACAUUCACCCAAGCUUAAGUUGAAUAUCUUCGCAUUUCCCUAACCUUUUCAAACAUAUAAAGUCAUUAGGUAAGUGUUGUCAAGUAAAAACUUUAAUAGGACACCCUGUGCUCAUUUCACAGCUGGUGUUCAUUGGGUAUUGUUUAUGCAUUUAGACAUGAUUCUGGAGGAUCUGGAUUUGGAAUGUCAGUCUCUUAUCUGAAAAACACAAAUAACUUUAAAAUGAAUGUUUAUAGUGCAUAUUAGGUUUCUUAAUAGAUGAAGAACAUGUGUGAUUGAUUUCAGAUUUUAUUUUUUUAAAAUUAAACCUCAUGCCCUUUUAAUCCAAAGUUCUAGGAUCCAAAGUGCCCCAGAUAGUGUUUUGUACAAGGGGUGCAUGUGUGGCUUUUCAGCUCCCCCAUUUCAGAAGCACCCCCUCCCCCAUGCAUAACCCGGAUUCUUCCAGAUCACUGUCACUAACUUUCAUCAGCCCCAGGCAGCAUGGCCAGUAGUCAGGGGUGUGAUGGGUGUUGUAGUCCAGCAGCAUCUGGAGGGCCACAGUUUCCUCACACUUGCAAUAAGGCAUGAGAGCUUGUGGCUGGAAAGAAAAGUUUGUAACCUCACCUUGAGGCUGAGAGAGUGUCUUGCAUGUGAAUUACAGAAGCAGUCUGUACAAGCAGGCUGUUCAAUAAUCCUGAGACCAAACCCAACUGCAUGCACACACUGGGUUUUCUGGAUUGCCACCCAUGUCUCUCCUGCAGACUUUAAAUAAAACGUCAUAAUAUUCCAACAAGGCCAGUUAGGUUUAAUCUUGAGAUAAGCAGCUAGUUGAGUUUCCUCCUUUGGCAGGAUUUUAAGGUUGCUCAGGAGCAAAACAUUCUUCCGAGGGAUUGGCAUUCAGCACUGCAAUGUGCUUUUUAUGUUGCACUUUGCAAAACCUUCAACUGAUGUCUUUUAUUAACAGGAAUUUUUUUCCAAGAAAUCUGACUGUUCUUUGUUCCUGUUUGGAUCACAUAACAAGAAGAGGCCUAAUAAUCUGAUAAUAGGUAAAGUUGUUUCUUUUCUGUGAGUUGGAAGAAAUAGAUUACCAACAAGAUCUAGCUAACGUGAGAAUUAAAAGAUCAGUGCUCUUCUGCUACUUUGACCUCCUUUUUUUACAAAUAGGUUUGGAGAAAAGUAACAGCAAUGUGCUUGAAAGAUUCAAAGCAGAAUUAGGCCUUUUCCUGUUACAUAAUUCGAAAGCUUGUCUGCUUUUGUAGAGAUGUCGGUAGGAGAGCUCUUGGUUCGUCUGUAACUUCAUUAUCCUUUUUCCAAGUUGAUCCUACACACAGAGAGGAAGUGGGAUUGGCCCUUUCCCCCUAAGUUUUAUGCAUGCAACUGAAGACAAGAAUGGGCUGUAGGGUCUGUAUUUUCAAGCAGAAACUAUUGCACAGAAACUAUGUUGAAUCCUUGCCUUCCACCAAAUGCUUGCAGGUUAGGGGAAGGGCCAGCAGAGGGCAUGGGUGAGGCACUGUCAAUUCAGCCAGUGCACGUUAAAGAAAAUGAGGAUAGAAAUUUUGGAGCACUGAUUUAGUUGUGACAAGAAGAGCUGUCACAAUUUGUUUAGCACUUCUGAUUUGUGCAAUACUUUCUACAGUUCAUUGCCUUCAUCCGCAUACAUAUUUUGUUGGGGAGCAGAACAAGUGGCCAAGGCUAUGCAGCGAGUUGGUGGCAAGGGUGAUGGAACUCUUAGCUUACUGGAUUUUCCAAAAUGCUGAGAUGCCUCUCUCAAAGGAGAGGAAUGCAGAGUCUGAAAUGUAUAUCGUUUAUGAAGACAAGGUUGCCGGUUACUCACAAAUGGUUAACCAUUAUCUGGCAGUACUUACAUCCAUAUAACUUGUGGUGUUUAAAUAUGUACACUGUAAUCCUAUUGUGCAUCUGUCUUUGUGCUGGAUAUACCUAUUCAAGGAGAAGAUUUGAUUCACUUUCUUUUCUUUGGCAGGUCGCAUGUAUGAUUAUCAUGUUCUGGAUAUGGUUGAACUGGGUAUUGAGAAGUUUGUAGCUCUCAGAGAUAUCAAGGUAAGAUGAUGUAAAACCAGUAGCUUAUCAGUUGCUUCCAAAUGGAUUGAUGGCUACAUAUCCUUAAAAUGAGGAGUGAUGUGGAGAAGUACACCUAAACUAUGUAUUAGGCAUUAUUCAUUCAUUUAUUUAAAACAUACCUAUAUUUCCCUUCAGUUCAAAAUUUCUAGGGCUAAAAAAAGGCAAUAAAAACCGUUAAAGUGAUCACUGAAAAGAAUGACGGAAGCAGUGGAGGGGUGGUUCAGCUUAGGUUAAAAGUCAUGGAAAAUACAAAUGCCUUUGUCUACUGCCUAAAUGGAUAUUUAACCUAUCGUUUAUGCUGUGUGGUUUGUAGAUAGUAUAGGAAUAUGAAAUUCCUUUUAGUGAGCUCUUGUCACAGACUCUUGUGGCCCUCCAGAUGCUAUGGGCCUACAACUUUCAUCACCCCUGACUUUUGGCCAUGCCUGACUGGGACAGAUGGCAGUUGGAGUCCAGCAACAUUGAGAAGGCCACAGGUUCUCCGCCCCUGACUUAAUACCUAGACCUGGCGAGGCUUCUCCAUGUGAAAUGCUAUCAGGCAGUCAGCACAGAUUAAGCCAACUAAAAUAUUUGUACCUUACGAUAGCUACGUUUCCCUCUUGCUUGCAUUGGGGUUUUGUGUACUUUUUAUCCCUUAUUUCAUUGGCAGUUUUCUAAGGUGUUGCUUCUUCUCCCACUGCAACCCUUCACUUUCUAAUCUUCUGAUUCAUUUUUUUUUAAAAAAAACCAAAAUUAAUAGAACAGCAAGUGCCCUGAAGGGACAAAACCUAUGUUGAUAUUUGCUGGUGAUGCUUUCGACAUCAGUGAAGAACACAGGAGAUUAAAAAGCCUUCUAAUUGGUAAGUAUUCUUAAUUUGCAUUUUUUGUGCAGCAGAGUAGGAACUCUUGCAGUGCUGAGUCAUGGAAAUUUUCAUAUUUGGGAUUUAGCCAUCUGUUGGGAGUACUAAAAUGUGAAAGGUUGCGGUGAUUUAUGUUGUUUUGUAAAGUUAUGUUGAAGUUUUAUCUUUCGGUCAGUAACCCAGGUGGUUUUGUGGUCAUCUGUUCUUUUUUUGCAGCAGCGGGUGGGGUGGGAGAACAUUGAGAACUGUCCUCCUAUGAAGAAAUGAAUCUGUAAGCUGAAAUAGUUGCAGCCUAAGUUAAAAAUCAAGACCCAGUGGAUUGCCUGGGAACAUCUGAUGCAUUACGGAAGCUCAGUGAGUGUGGACUUGCUCAGGACUGUGGCUAGGAAGGCCCUGAAAGCCCUGUGUAAAUGUAGUGUGUGUGUGUGUGUGUGUGUGUGUGUGUGUGUGUGUGUAGAAUCCUUGGCAGAUGGAAAUCAAGCCUGCAAAUAUAACUUCAAAUUUGUAAGUUUUCAAAGUCAUAUUGGAAGUCAGUAUGAUAUCUAAACCCCAUCACUGGUUACUACUGCCCAGUUGCCCAGUUCUUAUGUCAGAAGAGAGUGACUGGAUGAUCAGGGAGAUACAGUGGUACCUCGGGUUACAAACGCUUUGGGUUACAAACUCUGCUAACCCAGAGGUAGUACCUCAGGUUGAGAACUUUGCUCCAGGAUGAGAAUGGAAAUCGUGCAGUGGCAACAGAAGGCCCCAUUAGCGAAAGCAUGCCUCAGGUUAAAAACAGUUUUGGGUUAAGAAUGGACCUCCAGAACGAAUUAAGUUCAUAACCCAAGGUACCACUGUAUUCCAAGUCAGAUGGGGGGGGUUCCUCCUUUUUUAGAUAGAAUAAAAUUGGAAUGGGUAAUUUGUGUUUGUUUCCCUGUAGGCAUUAAAAUAUCGAAUUCAAAUAUUGUUGCCUAAUCCCAGUCACAUUUAAAAUCUUGAUUCCUAUGAACAUACCUCAUUUCUAACCCUGGGAAUUUUAAAAAAUACCCUAGAAUAUCUUCUCUUUGUGGAAGAAGUGAACAACCUGUGCAGAGUGAGCGAGAUAGUUUUCUCUCCCUCUCUUUAUAUCUGUGCAGUUCUUUCUCUCGCCUUCUUUUUCAGCCCUUCCAUUCUUCCCUCUCACCUGGCUUUCAGCAUUUUGUUUCUCUUGUCAGUCAGCAUUCUUUGGCUCUUCAGUCCCUGCUGGGCUGUUUUGGGGAGUUCCAUUAGGUUGUUUUUCUUCUUAAAGGCUUUGUGUGUACUUGGCAACCUUAGAAUUAGCUAGAAUCUGCUUAUACCUCCCUCAUGUGAUUAUGCAGUACGGUUUUGGCUGCAAAAUUUUGCAAGCAGGAGAAGAUUAAUUGACUAUGUAAAGGCAAAAGAAUAUGAGGAGCAAGAAGUUUUCCAUGUCAUGUAAUCAUAAAGGAGUAGACUGGAUUUUCUACAGUUUGACCUAAGUGGAACUGUUAUUUAUCUGACUGGUGAAAAAUAAACAUUUUGCUUUGGAUUUCAGCUAAAAGUAAAUGGCUUUUAAAAAGCCACUGCCCUUGUAAAUAUCACGUUCUGCUUUUAGCCCACAGGGAAUAUCAAGCAUCAAAUAAACUCUUACCAAAGCUAUGUGACCACAUCAAUGUUCUUGGUAAACAACUAGGUUUCUGUUGACUUGCGAGCCAUUGGCCGGUUGUGGAGUUUGCCCAUUUGAGUCAUGUGACAUUGCUGCUGAGGGAGCACAAGGGUUGGGAAAAUGAGGUCAUAAGUGUUAUACUAGAACAGGAAAAUUCUCCUGGCCCCUUUAAAUCUUUUUUUAGGGCAUGUGUGCUAGUUAUACAUGUGACAUGGCUAGCUUCCAGAAGCAUAUUGAAUUUGAGACAGUUUUCUGACACUCCCCCUCUUCCUACUUUAAAUAAAAGCAUUGCAUUCUGACAGACUGUAAAUCAGUUUUGUGUGAGAAUUAGUUCCUCUCCUGUGACAGCACUGAUUCAUUAAUCUGUUGGCAUAUUCUGAAUGAUAUCAAUCAGGAACAAGAUGAGGAAUAGUUGAGCACAAAUGUCACUCAAAUAGUUGAGCACAAUGUCACUCAAAGGAACAUUACUGGGUUCUGAGGUGAACUCAAAUGAAGUGAGUCCAAGAGUAUCUCUCCUACUAUCAAUGUGCAGGUUCCUCCUCUUCCCCACCUGGAUAGAGAGUCAAUCAGACAGACACCAGCCACCUGUUCUGGAUCAAGGGACCCCCAUCCAUUUGGUGUAGCGUGUUCAGAGUUGAAGCACCACAUGUGCAACCCUAGGCACUAGAGCAGUGUUUCCCAAACUUGGGUCUCCAGCUGUUUUUGGACUACAAUUCUGAUCAUCCCUGACCGUUUGUCUUGCUACCUAGGGAUGAUGGGAGUUGUAGUUCAAAAACAGCUGGAGACCCAAGUUUGGAAAACACUACACUAAAGGGAUUUUAUCCUGAAGCACUCUUAUAUGUGAGCAGCCUAAUUCUGUAUAUAAACAGAAUUAAACUGCUCAGGACUGCAGUACCUCAAGGACCGCCUCUCUCCAUAUGAACCUUCCCGGACUCUGCAAUCAUAAUCUGAGGUCCUUCUUCGUGUACCUACUUCACGAGAGGUCCGGAGAGUGGCAACACAAGAAUGGGUCUUCUCUCCAGUGGCUCCCCAUUUGUGGAAUGCUAUUCCCAGGGAGACUCACCUUGUGCCUUCAUUAUACACCUUUAGGUGCCAGACAAAAAUGUUCUUCUUUAACCAAGCCUUUGGGUAAUUAACAUCCUAUACUCUUUUAAAUGGAGGGACACGGGUGGCGCUGUGGUCUAAACCACUGAGCCUAGGGCUUGCCGAUCAGAAGGUCGGCGGUUCGAAUCCCCGUGACGGAAUGAGCUCCCGUUGCUCAGUCCCAGCUCCUGCCAACCUAGCAGUUCGAAAGCACAUCAAGUGCAAGUAGAUAAAUGGGUACCACUCUGGUGGGAAGGUAAACAGCGUUUCUGUGCGCUGCUCUGGUUCGCCAGAAGCAGCUUAGUCAUGCUGGCCAUGCCGGAAAAACUGUCUGCAGACAAACAUCAGCUCCCUCGACCAGUAAAGCGAGAUGAGCGCCGCAACCCCAGAGUCAUUCAUGACUGGACUUAAUUGUCAGGGGUCCUUUACCUUUACCUUUACUCUUUUAAAUGUGUUUGCAGGACGGAAUGGGGAGGGUGGGAGGUUAUUGAUUGGAGGGGGGUUGGUUCUUGUUUUUAUUGUGUAUUUUGUGUUUUUCUCUUAUAUUUUUAUGUUGUGAAUUGCCCUGAGAUCUAUGGAUGAAGGGCAGUAUAUAAGUUAAUAAGUAAAAUAAGCCUUUUGAAUAGGAAUUGCAUUGAUUCGCAUAACCUUUUUAUAUUCAAACAUAACUGCAUCUUCUGAGCAUGUGUGAAACUGCUCAGUUUAAUCAAAGGUGUCAACCAAUAUGCUCUUUCAAUGUGCGUAACUUCUAAGUUUUAGCAAUAUGGCUGGUUAUAGCUCACAGACAGUUGGUUUUGGAAGAGCACGAAUUGUUAAGAAAGAAAAAGGGGAAGAAACUGGCAAGAACUCGAAGAAUAACAUAAUAGAAGAAAAAUAAUUUUCUGAAACUUAGCACCUUUAUGUGGAUUUUGAUUUAGCAGUGUUCCUGUUGCUAUAGAACUUUGGACUAGUGCCAGUUUAAAGAUUGGAUGCCAAAAACAUAGGAAAACAAUAUUUCAAAAGCUACCCACAUAGAACAUCAGUCAUGGGCAGAGAAAGUUUGACAUUGAAAUGUCAAGAAAAUAUUUUCUCAUUUCUUCAGUUAGAAAUCUGGUAUUUCAAAAGGAUACAUGUGAAAACGUAUUAAACUGAUCACUGGUAUAUUUGCACUUCAUGCUUUUGGUUUGGCUGAAAUAACCAAGGAAAUGACACUGAGAAAAAUACAGCUGACUCUGGAAGCCAAAGCUAGAAGAGAACGGAACAUUUAGCACUAUGGUACUUUUUAAAUUGCAGUACUGAUACUUGUUUUUGUUAACAUGCCUUGUACUCUGCUUCAAGGCCACGUUGCUACUGAACACAGUGCAAAAUUGUUAAGGGCCGUUUGAAAAUAAUCUGGGCAUACAGUCCUGCAAAAUUUCAGAAGUUGUUGGUUCAGGGUUGCUAAUCUGAACUAGCAGCCCUUAUUUGUACGGAUAAGAAAUUGCAGAAUGUUCAAGUCACACUCUCUAACUUGAGUUUAUGGCUCUUGGUUUGGCAGGGAAUGCCGCAUUCUAACCAUCCUCUUCAUGUCCCCAACUCUAGUCACAUUUUGUUUAUAUUAAUUCAGAGAUCUUGUUUUAAUUUUAUCUUCUCUCCUCACCCUCUAAAAAGAAGAAGUUAAUAUUCCUAAAAGAGGGAUAGUCGGUGUAACUCAGUGUUAUUGGACUGCAGUCCACAUCAGCCCCAACCAUCAUGGUCAAGUAUGAUGGUAACUAUAAUCCAUUAAGAUCUGGAGGGCAUCACAUUGGCUCUUCUUGACCUGACACAAGCUGGAACUGAAGUUCAAAUGGAGAGUCGUCUUAAAAUGUACAUAUUGAUAGUUGUUGGAGGAACUCAGUGCUCAAGAUGAGAUUUCAUUUACAGCGGGUUUUACAUCUUUGAUAUGCCUUGAAAAUGAGCACAUACAGAUGGUGUCCUAGGUUAGGUUGGGAAAAUGCCUCCAAUUUAAUAUUUUGAAUCUAUUGUUUACGGUACAUGGAUAGGUCUGUGCAGUGAUUAUGUUUGUCCUUGGUAUCAACAAGUGUAGACCAGAGAUAUCUUACUUGUGAUUUCCCCCCUCAUCCCUAAGUCUCAAGGAGGUGUGAGCUUUACAGUAGCAAUUUUGUUAACAUCUUCUGAUCAUAAUGACUGUAUAAAAAUCAUAAAAUAGCUUUUGUGUUUCUGUUAAGUUUUACCAUGUUGGAUAUCAUUUUGUAGACCCGAAUAUCUGGAAUAAUGUUUUGUUUCAUUUAUGUUUUACAUAACUUGCACUAUUAAUAACUGAAAUGCGUCAGGGCUGGGAGGCAAUUCUCCAAUUUGGUUGUUAUAAUUAGUGCCAAACAUAGGGGGUGGGGGAAGUACUGUUAAUCAGCCACUUCUAACUCUUUAUUUUCCAUAACGCAUAAUCUCUUGCAACCUCAAAAUUGUCCACUAGUGUCAGCUGUUUGGUGUGUGUGUGUGUGUGAGUGAGAGAAUCAAUCUAUUUUGAAGUGAGGUAUUGUUUUCUGUUCUUUCAGUCCUAAUUUUCACAAACAUUGAAAUAUGUGGAAAAGCACUAUUUUAAAGAUAAAGGUCUUUAAAAGUGUAUGGUUAUUUUGAAUCCUCCUGUUUUGGUUGUUGCAUGUGCACUGUUUGACCUGAACUGUUUUGGCCUAGUGGCUUUAAAAAAAAUAUUUCUCUUGUGCCAGAAUAUUUUGCUGGUUGACAGAAUUACACGUCUGGCUGCAAGUGGCGAUUCUAUUUGCAGGUCCCUGAUCUUGUUUCUUUUGGCUGUCUAGAAAUGGCUCUUGCUCUUUUCCCUCUUUCAGAUUUUUUCAGAGGCCCUGUUGUGCCCAGCGUUCGCCUGGCAGGCUUAGAACACGUUCUUCACUUCACAGCCAUUGAUGAAAAAGUCUAUAUGAGAAGUUACAAGUAAGUCUCUCAUUGCUGAUUUCUUGCUCUUAUAUGCAAUACUAACAUGCUUCCUAAGAAUUAGAUUCUGUGAAGUGCUUUGUAGGAUUGAGUUAGAGCAGGCAUAGGCAAACUCCGGCCCUCCAGAUGUUUGGGACUACAAUUCCCAUCAUCCCUGACCACUGGUUCUGUUAGCUAGGGAUGAUGGGAAUUGUAGUCCCAAACAUCUGGAGGGCUGGAGUUCACCUAUGCCUGAGUUAGAGUUAUAGAAUCAGACUUUGAAAGCCCGUAACUUGCACACAUUUAACUUGUGCGCAUUCAGCUUUAUGCAUGUGGCUAUAUGGGGGCGGGGGAGAGAGAAUGGGGACAGAGUGAGAAAAAUGACUUUUGGCAAUGCCACCCACCAUUGAGCCCAAUGUGUUUUGGCUAUAAGCUUUAGGUGUGAACCUUGGAAUGUAACCCUUGCGUAAGUUGCGGGCUUGCUGUAUAUCAAAGUGAAGGUGCCUAGUUAUAAUUUCCCAAAAUUAUCAAACAACAUUCACUGCGUGCUAUCAUACUGGAGCCAGGUGGUUAGCGCCUCCUAGAGGUCAAGGCAGGAAUGACAUAUUUUAUAAACCUUUUAAAAAUAAUUUCCAUCAUGUUCUGCUUAAACUCUUCAGCUUCCAAAUUAUUUAGGAAUAUGAGAAGUUGCCUUUGUACCAAGUCAGACCCAAUGGUCCUACCAUCUCAUUAUUGCCUGGCAAGCAGCUCUCCAGGGUUUCAAUAGAGAGUCUUUCUCAGUAUUACUUGGAAAUGCUGGGACUUGAACCCAGAACCCUCUGCAUGCAGACCAGAUGGUCAGCUAUUAAGCUAUGGAAUAUAUAGUAAAAACAAAACAGCUAAACGUUUGUGUAAAAAUUCUACUGGUGAUUGGAAAAUGUGACAGUGAAUGGUUUUUUAAAAACAAUAUUAAGGAAUGAUCAUCCUACUAAUUUAUUCACCUCCAAACUAAAUGAUAUUUAAAUAUAUGUACUUGCUUGUAAAUCUAUAUGACAUUCAUUCCAGGGAAGCAUAUUUUAAGAGCAGAGCUUUAAGUUUGUGGCGGACAAGUAUAACCUCGGUGUACUUUAGCAUUGCAAAAUAAACAAUAGCUUGCCGCAACACAGAGAAAGCAGUACUAAAUGCAGUGCAAAUGGGGCCAACACAUGUUGUGCCCUGCAAAUAGUGAUUUGCCUGUGGGAAUAGCUGGUUGGAGAGGGCCACUCCUGUGCCCUUAAGGAUGCAUGUCAUGGGGCAGGGUGGUCCCAGUAUUUCUGUCUACCUUAGUCCUUCCACCUAAGUCUGUUGUUCAGCAUUUGUGCCCUGUGUUUUGGCUUUACUUAACAUUUGCACACCAGCAUUACUGAACCAGUCACACAUGCCAGGGCAUCAAUGGCAUCAGGUUCAAAGAGGGUAGGAUUUGGUUGCUAAUGAGUCAUGCUGAACUAUCAGGAUCUUAGUAACUGCUUUCUUCCCAGAAAAAAAGAGCCUGUGUGUGAUAGUUUCUCUCUUAUUGGAAGUAAGCUUCCAGCCUGCACAAAACUCUGCAGCCUUACUGAGAAAAGCACAUCGUCCAGUCGUGUUGGUAUUGCAUCACUGUGGAAUGCGAGUGAGGGGGAGGUUGAUUGUUGCAAGGCAUCUGUUAAACAUGUCAGAUGAGAAGGCAACUUGUUCUUAUCUUUUUAAGAGUACUGUUGAAAAAAUCUGGUUGCAAAAUACCAAGGAUUGAACUUGAAGACAUGGGGCCAUCGCUAGAUUUGGUGAUGAGAAGGACCCAUUUGGCCUCAGAUGAUCUUUAUAAGUUAUCUCUAAGACAGCCCAAAGCUCUCAAGGUAUGUUGGCACAUCUUUAUACCACUGAAAGCUUUUCCAUAAGAAAAGAGAUGUGUAGUUUUCUUGUCUUCAAUGUUUACCCUUGAUGUAAUCAGCAAUUUGUUGUCUUUUUCCAUGUUCUAUUACAUCAUCCAUUAAGCUUUGUCCUGUUUUUCUUAUGAUCUUUAGUAGGUUUUUAAAAGAUUCCUUGACAUCAGGCAUGUUUUGAAUCUGCAUACCACUGUUAGGUCUCUAAUUUAAUUGGAAUUAUUUGGAUGCGGCCUUAAUUUGGAAUGUCACUGCUGCUAGUAAUUCAUAUUGUCACUAGUGCUCUGUUAAAGAGCUGUCUCUUCCUGUAACGCCCAAAUCACUGCUUCUGGAGUUUUCUGCCAAAUGAAACCUUAUGCCUGAUGGAGUUUUAGGGGGUGGCUCUUCUAAGUUAGUAGUUUGUGAGUUGCAUCCAGUCUUGGCUGUCAUUUAUCAAGACUUUUGUCCUUAAAUGCAACUGUUUUGAAAUGUAACAAGGGAUGGUGGCAUUAUACAAAUGUGAGAUGUCAGUCUAGUGAAACUGUAAUGCUUUCUUAUUUUUCAGCCAAAGAAGAAGAAAAAUAUUUCCCAUGAUGUCUUUGGUACAAAAUAUGGACGGAUCCACAUGCAGAAACAGGAUCUGGAAAAAUUGCAGACCAGGAAAAUGAAGGGUUUAAAGAAGAGGCCAGCUGAAAAGAAGACUGAAGAUGGAAAGAAUCCAAAGAAAGUAAAGUUAGAAUGAUAGGCUGCAUCUGGACUGAGCACUUGAGCUGGCUGCUCCUUUGAUUUAUUCAUUUAAAUGCCAUAUACUUCUGAAAUUUAUUUUGAAUGGGUUUUCAGGCAAAACUACUUGGUUGUUCCUGGAAGGCAGGGAUGUUUUAAAGGGAGGAAAUGAAUAUGUAUUGCUUAAUUUUUGGACAAGUUUCUUCUGAUAACCACUUGAAACAGAUACUGCCAGCCAUUGCUUCCAGCAGCGGCUUCCAGCCAUUCAGGAUGACUUGUUCUACUCUUCAUUCUCUUCCCAGCCCCUGUUGCCAUUAAGUUUUCAGAAUAUGGCAUUUAUGUUUGUGCUUUUAAAGACAUUAUCAUCACGGACAUGAGCAGAAAUACAUCUGUACUCUGGAUUUUUUAAAAAUAAACAUAUUUGGAUAUUCAUCACUGGGAAAGCCAUGACCUAGUUCCGGAGUGAUAUAUAUAUGUGUGUGUGUGUGUGUGUGUGUGUGUGUGUUGUUUAGACCAUCAGGAAAUUGGCUUAUGGCUGUUAUAUUGAACUACAAAUUUCUGUCUGUAUAAACAAAGAAUUCCAGGUUGCUUUGACCUUUUCAUCCUAUCCUUGGAUUUUUCCCUAAUCAGGCUGUGCUUUGUCUACCCUUGCUAUUGCUUACAUGAUAAGCUAGCCUGGGCUGGAAAAGAAUAAAAUGCAGAGCCCAGUAUUUAUACCAAGAACUUUUCUCUUUCAACUUUUUUUAAAGUAAUAAACAAAUUAAUAAUAAU
This is a messenger RNA of Podarcis lilfordi (Lilford's wall lizard), 17687 nucleotides long. Lineage: Eukaryota; Metazoa; Chordata; Lepidosauria; Squamata; Lacertidae. The record is from the annotation of a GenBank genome assembly.